GUAUAAUCACGUGAUUUAAAAGUAGCGCUUAUCGUCAUCAUGGCGUCUUACGAUGAUAAUUUUGUUCGAAGGAAAAUCGCAGAUUUGCGAGUUGUAGAUUUGCGACUCGAGCUUGAAAAGAGAGGCUUAGACAAGAGUGGAGUUAAGGCUGUACUUGUCGAGAGAUUGCAAAAGGCCUUGAUUGGAGAAGGUGCAGAUCCAAACACAGUUAUCAUAGAUGGAUCAGGUGCCAAAGGCACAUCUAGAAAGGCUACACCAAGGAGAUCAGCUGGCAGACAAGACGAGGAGCACGAAGAUCACAUGGAAGAGUUGGAACCAGAUGAGUUGAUGGACGGAGAGUUCCUCCAGGUAGACUCCACUGGUGAUCAGUCUAUGGAUGGUCUCUCACAAGAGAGUAUCGAUGCUGGUGGUUUAGACUUCCAGAUGACAGACGAGGAUGUAAUGGGGAAGAUUGACCCUGAGUCUGUUAUUGAUUCAGUGGAGUGUGACCUUGAUGAUAUCAAUGAUGAUGCUAUCAACAUCACCGCUGACGAUGAUCAACUCCUCACUGAAGAUGAAGCACUUGGUGACCAGGUGGAAGAAACCAAAGCAGCAAAUGUUUUUGGGCUUGUAAGCUCUACUUAUGAAGAUCACUUUGAAACCUCAGCUGCAACAGAUAAUUCCGGGUUAACCUCAGCAGGCCCCAAAGAUGCCGUUGAUUCCAACAAGAUGGAGAAGGAAACUGGCGAUACAUCAUCCACAGAGAAGCAAGAAGUUGAUAACGAGUCCCUGGUAGUCCAUGUCGAUGGCUCGUCUCUCUUGGAGCUUGAAGCAGAUCUAACCAAACCAGAAGGCAAAGCCACAGCUGAAGAUCCAGCAGCAGCCGUCCAGACCGAUGCAGGAACACAGAAGGAAUCUGGGCCUGGAAAGGAGAAAUGGGAGUUUGAAGGACAGGAGAAGAAAGAUGAAGGAGAUACGUCUGAGCAAGCUGAACAAGCCGUUAGCAAGACGGAUGAGGAGACAGCUGGUGAUAACACUACUAGCAAUGACACAAUUGGGGACAUGAAAGAUUCCCAAUCAGUUGACUCCACAGAUGCCCAGCGCAGAAGCUCUACUGGUUCUGGUACUGGCAAACCUGGUUCAGAGAAAGAGCGUCGUCCAGGCACUGGAAGGGUUGGAGGCCGUAACCUCUGGGUGUGUAAUCUCUCCAAGACUACUCGUGCUGCCGAUCUGAAAGCUGCCUUCAGCAAGUAUGGAAAGGUUGCUGGUGCCAAGGUCGUGACCAAUGCCCGUAGCCCAGGAACCUUGUGCUAUGGCUUUGUAAUGAUGUCUGCUAGCUCUGAGGCUCAGAGGGCUAUGAACCAUCUCCAUCGUACUGAGCUUCAUGGAAGAACUAUCCACGUUGAAUGGCCUUUGUCAUUGUCUUCCCAGGCUGGUAACGACCCUGUACCAGGAGGUAGGAAGCCACCUCUGAUCCCACCAUCCCUGCUUCUAGCUGAGAAGGAGAAAGAGAAGGAGAGGGAGAAGGAGAAAGCCAAAGAAGUGGCCAAUGCUGCUACCGUAGCAGUGAAGACAGAGAAAGAAGAGGAGGCAAAGCCUGCUACUGGUGAAGAGAAGACUGAAGAUAACACGGACAUGAAACCACCUGCAACAUCCCCAGCUGGAAAAUCCCCUGCCAAACCAGGUGAAGAGAAACCAACCAUCAAGACAGAACCAGGAUCUGAGGUGGAUACCACAGCACAGUCAGACAGCAAAGAGAAGACUGAUAAAGAUAAAGAGAAGGACAAGAAAGACAUUCUAUCAUUUGAUAAGAUCAAAGAGCAACGUGACAAAGAGAGGCAUAAGAAUAGAGAAAGAGAGAUGAGAGAGGCUGAGAGACGUAGAGAGAGGGAAAGAAGUGAACAGUUCAGGAGGCAGCGAGACUUGUUGAGACGUCGCACGAGGGAGGAAGAAGACAAGGUUAGGAGGGAACGUGAACAGCUCAAAAUGCAACGAAUGCAACUCGAGCAGGAGCGAAUGGAAAGGGAGAGGCUGGAGCGAGAACGAAUCCGCCUUCAGCAAGAGAGACAGAGAGAGCAGGAGAGGUUGGAAAGAGAAAGGGCUCUGAACAUGCAGUUACGCAUUGAGCAAGAGCACCGUACAGCUAUGAAGCGCACAAUGGAUGCCAGAGGUAUGCCCAUGCAUGAGAUGGAUCCAUACAUGGGAGAGCAAAAGCGGAGAAUGGCGAUGGAGACAGGCAUGUUACCUCCCCCUGUUGUCAUACCAACCCCUAUGGAUGUAUCUGGAGGAAUGAUGAACCAGAGAGGUCCAGACAUGGGAAAUGAUCGAAGAUUUGAUCGGAGAGAUCAACGCGGAAAUGAUAGACGUGAUGAGCCAGGUGGACGAUUCGGUGUCGGGGGAAGAUUCCGAGAUGAUGGAAGGAAUCAGAGACCUGACAGGGGAGCUCCACGACGAGAGGAACCCAGAAAAGAGAGGAGAGAAGAUUCAAAACGUGAUGACUCCAGAAAAGAACCCAGGAGAUCUGAAGGAAGAAGAGAAGAUACCCGGAAAGAGUUGCCACGUCGUGAAGGUCCUUCAAGGAGGGCUGAGCAAACAAGGAGAGAGGAACCUGCUAGGAGAGAGGAACCCACAAGAAGAGAAGAACCAGUCAGAAGAGAAGAACCUACAAGAAGAGAAGAACCCACUCGUAGACCAGAACCUCAGCGAAGAUCGGCAAAUAGGAGGGAAGAGAAUUUCCCAAGGAGAGAUGUCAGAGAAACCAGAGAGCCCAGAAACGCUGCUCCCCCACAUCCGAGACAGGAAGCACCUCGCCGUGUGGAUCCACCUAAAAGAGAUGAACCUCCCAGGAGGGAACCCCAUGUUCCUGGGCGCUUUGGUGGAGAGAAGGACGAGAGGCGUGUCAUAGCUACCAGUAGCCGCACUGACAGUAGCCGCACUGAUAAUAGCCGCACUGAAAGAUUUGAUAAUCAAGCGGGUAGAGCUCCACAAGAAGAUUUCAACAACCGUGGUAACACUGGGUUCCAAGACAGGCGAAGAAAUGACAGGGAGAGAGAUCGCCCUCUUUCCGACACCUAUGCUAGGGGAGGCAGAGAGCCAGAGAGGGACAGAGGUAACUUCAACCAGGACCGGAAUCGCUUUGAUGCAGGGGGUGAUACACACGCUCAGCGUAGAUCAUCUCCAGUAAGAAACAAGCCCCAGGCAAGCAGAGGGGAUAACUGGAAGCAAGAUCAUCAUAGCAGUUCAUCCAGUAGUGAUACUAGAAGAGUCACCAGUGGAGACCAUGACUCAUGGAAGCAGAACCAGGCUACUCGUCAGACCAGUGACCGUAGAGUAGAGCUCAGAACCAUCGAUCACCACCAUGAGCGUCCAGCUCCCAGAGAGAUCGUUGAACACCCUUCUACCUUCAGUCGCAACAGGAUGCCUGAUUUCCCGCAGAACAUGAGCCAGGACACCACUGGAUGGACUGGGGGCAAUGACAGUCGUCCUAUGGGCAGUUUCAACGACAGACCAAUGAUACAGGAUCCCUUGCCAAGACAGCACCCUAGCAGUGACAUCAGCACAGGUAUGAUUGGAGCUGCUUCCAGAGGAGAAAAGUGGAAUGCUGGAAGGAUGGACCCAAGUCUCGCCACGCAACAAGAGCGAUGGGGUGGAGGUAAUUCCCUAGCUGCCAUGUCUUCCUCCCUUGCCUCAAGCAUGUCUCAGAGUUCCCAACCACUCAACUCCAUGCUUGGUGCUGGGGGAGCAUCCAGCUUUGGUAGUAGCGCAGCAUUUGGCAAUAAUGCUCUCGGUAACCUCCUAAGCAGUAUGAAUGCAAGCACAGGUGGGUCUAGCUAUGGAUUAGAACGGCACAAUUUACCAGCUGAUACUCGUUUUGAUUCAUUCCAAGGUACACAGGGGAUGCGCAGAUUCUAAGAUUCAUUCAUCUUUUGUAUCCUCGAUUCACGAGUUCUAAGGUUAGGUGUGUUCAAUCUUGAGAGAAGGUUCCCUAAUUAUAUGCAUCUUGGUACAGUGCUCUUUUUAACAAAAAAUAUUCACCGUGUUCCUUUUUAAUUGAAUAAUUUCUUAUGAAGAAUCUAGGUGACAUAUUGUAUACAUUUCAUCAAAUUUUUGAGAGUGGAUGUUUCAAUUGAAUUUCAGAAUAUUCCCUUAUCAAGUACUGUCCACUGAAGAAAACAAAAAUGAGUUGAAUUCUCUUUGUGCUGAAAGUUAUGCAAGCAUAUUCCUUCCUCAAAAAAUAUUUUGGUUUAGAUUUAUUGUGUAACAGCCAGGACUAAGAAAUAUGUACAUGUAUUUGCAUCACAUUCUAGAUUCAGAAUAAGGAGUUGGUGUAGCUUUGGAACAACAUAUCAAAAUCUACAGUACCUUUGUUGCUGUAUCCAAAGCUAUUGAAUUGUUUUUAUUUCCUGUUAAGCUGUCAGGUCCAGCUCAUUUCAGCUGAUGUUGUACUAAGCAGAGCUUGUAGAUUUAGAGUAUGAUAGUAAUGUGACAAGGGACCAUUGCAUUUCCCUCUCCUCCCAAGUUGUACCUCGUACCUCGCAUGGUCCCAUGUAGUGCAUACUGCUGCCGAUGUUGCAGGGCAAUAUGUCAUUGGUUAUGAAUACAUAUAUACAUGUACAAACCUUGAAGCAGUUUUAUACUUGCCUGGUAAGAUCUUUGUGCCGAUACUCAGUCUCACCCAUUGCUAUUCAUUCCCUUUGUAAAUAGUCCAUGUCUUCUAUUCUUCUUAAACAGUAUUCAUGAAUAAUCUUGUUAUAAAAACUCAUUUCUACCUUUCAAGAUGUGUACAUUAUGUCCUUAACACACAUGACAUUGAAGUGUAUUUGUUUUUACCGAUGGAAUAUAGUAUCAGUGCUUUGCUUUUUUUGACAGAUGGAUAACCACGAUUUUCACAUUCACUUUUUAAAUUAAAGGGAGUUCAGUUAAUGCAUGUAUGAUGAUUAAGGCUAAAUAUAUGAUGCAUUUGGAUCAAUUCGAGUGAUUAUAGUUGAUGAGCACACAUACUUGUAAAUAUGAUGAUUUUCAAGUAAUUUCCUUUGACAUGGGAAGUUUGCCUAAUUUAUUAUAUUUUUGUUGAUUCAAUUUAGAGGUAAGCAAAUUGUGUGUCGAAUUUGAACAUGUAAUUUUUCAUUUUUGCAGCUUUGUUAGAUUAAGAGGAAGGUCUCAUUAGUAUCGUGUAAGAAAAAAAACAGAUGUUGAUAUUGAUUGAUACCCAUUUGGUUAGAAGAUGUAAAGCUUAAUGAUAUGACUACUAUUUCAGAAUCACACAGUUCUUUUGUAUGAAAAGUAGUAAAAAGUAACACAAAGAGAUAUUUUCUUGUUUAAUUUUAAAGGAAUUGAGAUUCACACAAAAAUUGAAUAAUUCUUUAAAAUUUAUCAGAAUUGUUGAAGUAAUGAGAAGGGAAUACUAAAACAUUAAAAUGUGAGGGUAUAAAAAUACACCAUUUUAAACUCACAUUACAAGAAGGUGAUUUGACAAAGCAAUUUGCUUGGUGCUUAGAUGUUUGUUGACACAUUGCCUACUGGAUGGAACUGGACGUUUCCUAUAUUAAAACAUGGGGAACAUGAGAAUUUGAAAUGAAAGCAAUGUUCUGUGUAUUAUGAGACAUAGGUGCCAAUUAAUGCACAUGUGUUCAACCUCUCUCUCAUUGACAAGAAAUAUUUCAAAAAGUAAUGAAAUCCCAUAAAUGUGCUUAUUAUUCAUAAUUCUUGAUUGAAAUCAUAACAGUAUGGCCAUUAUUGCAUUGUUGUAAAUAAUUGUACAUAUUUGUGGAGGGAAAUCCCUUUCAGUAUUUUUUGGGCCUGUUGUGAACUUUUUCCCUCUCUCUGACAAUCCAUAUCUCUGAUUGAUAAAGCUAUUUUCACUUGUACUUUAUGUUGUAUAUGUAAGCAGACUUAUCAUAUUGCAUGCAUGAUGACCUGAUGCUUCUUGGUUGCAUUGCACACAUAUAAACCAAAGUCGCAUAUUGUGAUUUUUGUAAUCUAACUUUUUUCUUUCCUUGCGUUUUAGACUUCAUGACCUUUCUAGUAGGAUUUUUUUUCUUUUUCAUUUUAUACCUCAAGAUUUAGUUAUCGUUAUACAUGAUUAUUGUUCUUUGCAAGUCCACAUAAAUAUUAAUUAAGCUUUUUUCACCUGCAUUCUAUGUUAUAUCUAAGCAGACUUUGCAUAUUGCAUGUAUUCUUUAAAAAUUCACAUAUACACAUUAUUUUUUAAAACAUGUCAAAUAUUUUUUUUUUUUUUAAAUAACUAGUCUUUGACUGUUUCACUACAUGUGCAUUUAUUAUGUUGAGGAUUUGUCAUCAGGAAAUCAUAUGACUUUUUAUAUUCUAGAUUUUUUAAAAGGGGAAUGUUUGUUGCUAUAAGAUGAAUAUGGUCGAGACCUGACACAUAUUACAAUCAAGGGAUAUAUAGGGAUAUGUACAGGCGAUUUCCUAUCCUAAUAUCUGAAUGUUACAAUCGUCAUUUCUUAUUUCGGUCCCCCUCCCCUUCCUUUAUUUAAAAAUCCACCCCAAUCGAGCCAAGAUGUCUUGAGCAAACUGAUAUUGUGUAACUAUGAAUGGAUUGCAUAUAUGUAAGUUCUUUUAACAGUGACUCAGAAUAAAUUAAACUUACAUCAGAAAA
Molecule: messenger RNA, 6598 nt
Organism: Strongylocentrotus purpuratus (purple sea urchin)
Lineage: Eukaryota; Metazoa; Echinodermata; Echinoidea; Camarodonta; Strongylocentrotidae
Product: scaffold attachment factor B2
Exons: 12
Coding region: 40-3891 (1283 amino acids)
Biological process (GO): regulation of mRNA processing; regulation of transcription by RNA polymerase II
Cellular component (GO): nucleus
Molecular function (GO): sequence-specific DNA binding; RNA binding
Source: RefSeq, a predicted model, not a curated record